Messenger RNA from Saccostrea echinata, 2494 nucleotides. Its product is annotated as cAMP and cAMP-inhibited cGMP 3',5'-cyclic phosphodiesterase 10A-like. Lineage: Eukaryota; Metazoa; Mollusca; Bivalvia; Ostreida; Ostreidae. The transcript has 3 exons. Gene Ontology annotation, molecular function: 3',5'-cGMP-stimulated cyclic-nucleotide phosphodiesterase activity; protein binding. The coding region runs from base 67 to 2388 and encodes 773 amino acids. The record is from RefSeq and is a predicted model, not a curated record. Gene Ontology annotation, biological process: signal transduction; negative regulation of receptor guanylyl cyclase signaling pathway.
GUCACAGUAGUUCUGACGUUAGAGUCGAGUAGUAGAUCAAAACAAAAUCGAGAAAAAACAAUAAAAAUGGCAUCAAACUUGGAACAGAUGUCAGUUCUGAAGAGAAUACCUUUUCCUGGGCACAUGAUUAAACCACGUUGGAAGUAUACAGGCGUAACAUCGCUGUCUGAACUUCAAGUGAAAACUUAUUUAAUCCAACAUCCAAAAGUCUUUGAAAACUUUGUGCUGGAAUCUAUUCCAGAAUCAAAAUUGGAAGAACUGUUACAAUUGAAGCGAGAUCGUCCUAACAUAGCAGCCAUUGGUGAACAAUCCAUUGCUCUACAGUCACUUUAUCUCAAGGAUCGCGUCAAAGAAAUAGCAGAGGUUUUAACCACCAGUUACAACGAAAAGGACCAACAACGACGCAUGGUAGAGACGACACACGUGUUAGGACGCGCCAUAAAUGCCAAUGAUUUUGCGUUUUACGUGCCAACACAUAAUGAAACCAUGUUGUCUCUAUACCAGAAUGGAGAAUUGGUACCUUGUGGUCCCGUGGGAAAAAAUCUUACUGUAGCUGCUCAUGCUGUGUUGGAAAAGAAGACUAUAGUUGUUCGAGAUUUGCAAAUGGACUCAAGAUUUCCAAAAGGAAUUAGUCCAAAGAGAAUGAAAGACUGCAGUGUUUUGUGUGUACCGGUGGUACUCCCUAGCGCAGAUACCGUUGGCGUGAUGGAGUUUACAAGGGAUCAGUUAAAACAGCCUUUCUCUGACGCUGAUGUGCAAGUUACCAAUGCAGUAGUUUCAUGGAUGGCGGCUUGUAUACAUGAAAACGGCCUCAAAAGAAUUCUAGACACACAACAUGAACUCAACGAAUUCUUACUGGAAAUUACCAAAGGGCUAUUCAAAGACAUAACAUGUGCUGACAAAGUUGCCAAAACCAUUCUUCAUUUCACCAAGGAUCUUUUAGAUGCAGACCGAUGUUCUAUGUAUGUAAUUGAUGAAGAACAGUCGAAGUCGUAUAUUGCUUACGAAGAUACUGGCACAAAGGGCGCAGAUGGAGAGGAAGUGUAUAAGAAAAGAAAAGUCCAUGAUCUUCAGAUCGAAGACAAAAUUGCAUGGGAGGUUAUCGAGAAAGGAAAGGUUAUUAACAUAUACAAUGCGUACGAUGACGCAAGGUUUGAUAAAGAAACAGACAAAAAGUCUGGAUAUUACACCAAACACAUUCUCUGUAUGCCCAUUCAUCAUAAGGACCAAAUUUUCGGCGUCACCAAAAUCGUCAAUUGUCUUCACCAUGACCAUUUCACAAAGGCAGACGAGGAAUAUUUUAGCCUCUUUUCCGAUUAUUGUGCUCUGGCUCUGCACUACAGUAGAAUCUAUAGUUUAUUGUACCAACAACAAACCAUUUAUAAAGUGGCGGUUGAUGUUUUGCAGUAUCACAUUGUUUGUGCAGAAGAAGAGGUGUUAUCACUUCAGCAGAAGCCUUACAUCGAAAACGAGGCUAUUCCAGACACCUUUUUCUCUCCAGAUUUCUAUGCUUAUUACCACGUAGAAAGUCUUCCUCGGCUCUUCAUAUACAUAGCGUCUGAUCUCUUUGGAGAAGAUACUUUUGAAAUGGAGAAACUAUGCCGGUUUAUUCUCACGGUCAGAAAGAACUAUCGACCUGUCACUUAUCAUAACUGGGAACAUGGAUUUCACGUUGCUCAUGCACUUUGGCAAAUGAUAAAAGCAAACGAAGACAUCUUUACUAAAUUCGAAAAGAUGGCUCUGAUAAUCGGCGGUAUAUGUCACGAUCUUGAUCAUAGGGGCUACAACAAUGAUUUCUUUCAAAAGCUAAAUCUUCCUUUGGCAUCUUUAUAUUCCACAUCUGUAAUGGAACAACAUCAUUACAAGCAGACAAUAACUAUACUCCAUACCGAUGGGCAAGAUAUUUUCUCGUUUCUAAAUGGGUCUCAAUAUAAAGAAAUGUUGGAACUUCUUCGCAAUCAUAUCAUUGCAACAGAUCUAGCCUUGUAUUUCCCUAAUCAGAAAGAAGCAAGCAAGCGUCUAGAGGAGGGAACGUUUGAUUUAAAUGACAAAACCGCUCGGGCAUGUUGUAAAGCUCUCAUGAUGACCGCUGCCGACUUAUGUGCUGUAGCAAAACCCUGGGACACACAGAUAGAAACAGUUGAUAGACUCUAUAACGAGUUUUAUCAACAAGGGGAUGAAGAAAAGAAGCAAGGAUUGACUCCGAUUCCAAUGAUGGAUCGCGAAAACAGCAAAGAUCAACCAAAACAACAAAUCGGUUUUAUAAACUUUAUUUGUAUUCCACUGUACAAUACACUGUCACAGAUCAUAGAUGGUGUUGAACCUUACGUUGAGGGAUGCUUGAUGAACAGAGAAAAGUGGACAGAGAAAUGUGAACAAGAAUGCUGAAAUAAAUCAAGCUUUAUGCAGCAAUACCGGAUCUAUAUAUUUUAAAUCAGAGACUUUUUUCUCUCUUCUUUUAAACCAGAAAUAUAUUCUUUCUGCAAAAAUUAAA